AUGCCUGUGGCAUUUGAAAAGAAUCGUCAAAUGGACCUGAAAUUCAUGGAUCCUACUAUGAGGGUUUUUCGUUCGACUCCUCCUCCAGGCAACAAGGAUUUUUUGGCUUGGCUUGACAAGGUUCAAGCAAAGAAACACCAAAGGUGGGAGGAAUUGGGGAUCUUCGACGCCAUCCAGUUAUCAAGGAUUGCCCAUAGGGUAUACCCUAGCAUGCUGCUCGUCUCAAUCUUCUUCUGGGAGGGUUCGACCAACACCUUCUACUUCCCUUGUGGGAUGAUGACUCCCACUCUCUUCGACAUGGAUUCUAUUACAGGGCUUUCGCCUCUAGGGGAAAUCUUCAACCCAACCCUUCCGACAGAGAUGGAGUUCAACUUUGGCAAUGCCACCAUCACAAAGUACAUCCUAGAGCAUCACAUCAAGGACUCGACUAAAGUCUAUAACGAAGAGCAUUUGGCUUUCCUCACCUACUGGUUAUCAUACUAUCUGUUUUGCCAUGGAUCCCUCCAGAUUGCAAAAUCCUACACCCCGAUGGCUAUUCAAAUUCAUGAAGGUCGAAAGAUCUCUCUAGGUAAGCUCUUACUAGUAUACCUUUAUCAAAAUCUAGGUCUAGCUUUUUUAAGGCUAAAACACCUUCAUGAAACCACCAAACAACUCUCCUUAUCAGGCCCCUACUGGCUUUUACAACACUGGCUAAAUGUCACUUUCGAAUCUCACAUUGGUUUCACCAUCUCACCAGCCAUUCUUGAAUUUAUGCACGAUCGGAGAGUCGAAGGCAUCAAACUGGCUUUGCAGACUCCUUAG
Molecule: messenger RNA, 801 nt
Organism: Vicia villosa (hairy vetch)
Lineage: Eukaryota; Viridiplantae; Streptophyta; Magnoliopsida; Fabales; Fabaceae
Exons: 1
Coding region: 1-801 (266 amino acids)
Biological process (GO): meristem maintenance; meristem development
Source: RefSeq, a predicted model, not a curated record